AUGGCAUGGUUGAACGACGAGAUCAUCAAUGGCUACCUCGAAUUGAUCGUUGCCUACCUCCGACGAAUCUCAGGCAAUACGGGGCGGAACGAAAAGCCCAAGUACCAUGCCUUCAGCACCUUCUUCUUCUCCAAUCUCCGUCAAAAGGGCUACGCUGGCGUCGCAAAAUGGGCCACGCGUGCCAAGAUUGGAGGAGAAGGCCUCCUCAAUGUGGACACGGUCUUCAUCCCGGUCCACAACAGUGCUCACUGGACCUUAAUGGUCGUCAAGCCGUCCGCCCGGACGAUUGAGCACUUCGACUCACUGGGCUCCCUGUCGCCCGCCUACGUCGCCCUAGCCAAGGGCUGGCUGCGUGGUGAGCUGGGACAACUUUACGUGGACGAGGAGUGGAACGUCCUCCCGUCCAUCUCCCCGCAGCAAGACAAUGGCAGCGACUGUGGGGUCUUUCUCCUAUCCACGGCCAAGGCAGUGGCUGUGGGCCUCGAGCCCCUGUCCUACGGGGCAGCCGACAUCCCUCUGCUUCGACAGAAGAUCGUUGCAGAGUUGAUGCGCGGCGGGCUCGAGGGGGAGUUUGACCCUGCAGGGGAGUCCGGUGAGUUGCGGCUGUAA
Paecilomyces variotii is the source of this 609-nucleotide messenger RNA. RefSeq lists its product as hypothetical. The transcript has a single exon. The coding region runs from base 1 to 609 and encodes 202 amino acids. Gene Ontology annotation, cellular component: nucleus. Gene Ontology annotation, molecular function: deSUMOylase activity. The record is from RefSeq and is a predicted model, not a curated record. NCBI's taxonomy places the organism in Eukaryota, Fungi, Ascomycota, Eurotiomycetes, Eurotiales, Thermoascaceae. Gene Ontology annotation, biological process: protein desumoylation.